CAUUUGAAAACCAGAUGAUGAACGCCGUAGCCAGCAGAGCCUCCCCUGCAAUCUCCAAGGCUUUGGACACCAAGCAAUUCAUCACUGAGGGCUUCAGCUCCUUCACUCAGCUCAAGCACGCCCACGCCCGCCUCCUCCGCCUCGGCCUCGACCAAGACCACUUCCUUCUCAACUCCCUCUUACGCUCCGCCUUCGAUUUCGGAAACCCCAUCUACGCCUCUCUCGUCUUCAACCAAAUCACCCAGCCCAAUAUCUUUCUCUUCAACACAAUCAUCCGGGGAUUGGUUUCGGUAGAUUGUUGCGACGAUGCAAUUGGAUUCUAUGGCUCAUUGCGGAAACAGGGCUUGUUCCCGGACAGCUACACUUUCCCAUUUGUUCUCAAGGCCGGCGCGAGGCGUUUGGACUUUGAGUUGGGGUUGAACGUUCAAGCACUUGCGGUCAAGGCCGGUUUCGACUUUGAUGUGUACGUGAAAACCAGUUUGCUUGCGCUGUACGCGAAAUGUGGCUAUAUGGAACAUGCGCAUAAGGUGUUCGACGAGUUGCCUGAGAAGAAUGUUGUUUCGUGGACCGCGAUGGUUUCUGGGUAUAUUGGAGCUGGGAGGUGUAGGGAAGCUGUUGAUACGUUUUUGAGGUUCUUGGAGAUGGGUUUGAGGCCUGAUAGACUUGUACUUGUGAGGGCUUUAUCGGCGUGUAGUCAGUUGGGGGAUUUACGAAGUGGGGAGUGGAUAGAUGGUUACGUUACGGAGAUUGGGAUGGUGGGAGAUGUGUUUGUGGCCACUUCUCUGGUUGAUAUGUAUGCUAAGUGUGGGCACAUGGGGAGAGCGCGAUCUGUGUUUGAUGGAAUAGCUGAGAAGGAUGUAGUUGCUUGGAGUAGCAUGAUUCAGGGAUAUGCGUCGAAUGGGUUUCCUAAAGAAGCCGUAGACCUCUUCUUUCAAAUGCAGAGGGAGAAUUUGAAACCGGAUUAUUAUGUGUUGGUUAGCGUGCUUUCUGCUUGUGCUAGAUUAGGAGCUCUAGAGCUAGGGGAAUGGGCUAGCAAUUUGGUGGAUAGAAAUGAAAUAUUCAAUAACCCUGUCCUCGGUACUGCUCUGAUUGACAUGUACGCGAAAUGUGGGAGCAUGGUGCAAGGUUGGGAGGUCUUUAGAGGGGUGAAGAAGAAAGACAUUGUGGUUUGGAAUGCAGUGAUGUCGGGAUUAGCUAUGAAUGGACAUGUCAAAGCUGUGUUCGGACUAUUUGGGCAAGUGGAGAAAUUUGGAGCUAGAGCUACUGGGAACACUUUCAUGGGGUUGCUUUCUGGAUGUUCUCAUGCUGGUCUGGUUGAUGAGGGUCGUAGAUUUUUCAAUAACAUGACUAGGGGCUAUUCCUUGACUCCUAUGAUUGAGCAUUAUGGAUGUAUGGUGGAUCUUCUUGGCCGUGCGGGCUUGUUGGAUGAAGCUCAUCGGUUGAUUAAUAGUAUGCCAAUGGAGGCAAAUUCUGUUGUUUGGGGAUCACUAUUAGGUGGAUGUAGGCUAUAUCGGGAUACUCAACUGGCUGAACUCGCAUUGAAACAACUCAUUGAGCUCGAACCAUGGAACUCGUCUUAUUAUGUUCUUCUCGCAAAUGUUUACUCCGCAAAUCAGAAAUGGGACGAGGCAGCCAACAUUAGAUCAGGAAUGAAUGACCAAACCCUGAAGAAGGUCCCUGGCUGCAGCUGGAUCGAAGUAAACAGGGUUGUUCAUGAAUUUUUCGUGGGAGACAAGUCCCACGAGCUCUCCGACAUAAUCUACGCAAAACUCGACGAGCUGGCCAAGGACAUCAAAGCAGCCGGUUACGUUCCCACAACAGAUGUCGUGUUGUACGACAUAGAAGAGGAGGAGAAGGAGCAUAUCCUCGGCUGUCACAGCGAGAAGCUAGCCGUUGCAUUUGCUCUCAUCGCCACAGGCCCCCAUGACACCAUUCGAGUUUCAAAGAACCUCCGCGUAUGCGGCGAUUGCCACCAAGCCAUAAAGUUUAUCGCCAAGAUCACAGGAAGAGAGAUCAUCGUCCGAGACGCUAACCGAUUCCAUCGCUUCUAUGAUGGCUCAUGUUCAUGUAAUGACUAUUGGUAAAAAUUU
Argentina anserina (silverweed cinquefoil) is the source of this 2090-nucleotide messenger RNA. RefSeq names its product putative pentatricopeptide repeat-containing protein At3g08820. The transcript has a single exon. Gene Ontology annotation, molecular function: protein binding; zinc ion binding. The record is from RefSeq and is a predicted model, not a curated record. Lineage: Eukaryota; Viridiplantae; Streptophyta; Magnoliopsida; Rosales; Rosaceae. The coding region runs from base 15 to 2084 and encodes 689 amino acids.